Molecule: messenger RNA, 6678 nt
Organism: Gorilla gorilla gorilla (western lowland gorilla)
Lineage: Eukaryota; Metazoa; Chordata; Mammalia; Primates; Hominidae
Gene: PGS1
Product: phosphatidylglycerophosphate synthase 1
Exons: 11
Coding region: 24-1817 (597 amino acids)
Biological process (GO): cardiolipin biosynthetic process
Cellular component (GO): mitochondrion
Molecular function (GO): CDP-diacylglycerol-glycerol-3-phosphate 3-phosphatidyltransferase activity
Source: RefSeq, a predicted model, not a curated record
GGAAGCGGAAGCGGCGAGUCUCCAUGGCGGUGGCGGCGGCGGCGGCGGCGGGACCCGUGUUCUGGAGGCGACUGCUGGGCCUCCUGCCUGGCCGCCCAGGGCUGGCCGCGCUCCUGGGACGCCUGUCCGACCGCCUCGGCAGGAACCGGGACCGCCAGCGCAGGAGGUCACCAUGGCUGUUAUUGGCUCCCUUGCUGUCCCCAGCUGUUCCCCAGGUCACCUCCCCACCUUGCUGCCUGUGUCCAGAAGGCGUGCACCGGUUCCAGUGGAUCAGAAACCUGGUUCCAGAAUUUGGAGUCUCCAGUUCUCACGUUAGGGUGCUUUCUUCCCCGGCAGAGUUUUUCGAGCUCAUGAAGGGGCAGAUAAGAGUAGCCAAGAGGCGGGUCGUGAUGGCAUCCCUCUACCUGGGGACAGGUCCUUUGGAACAGGAGCUGGUGGACUGCCUGGAAAGUACUCUAGAAAAGUCACUCCAAGCAAAGUUUCCUUCAAAUCUCAAGGUCUCCAUUCUCUUAGACUUCACGCGGGGCUCACGAGGCCGGAAGAACUCGCGCACAAUGCUGCUCCCACUCCUGCGGAGGUUCCCAGAGCAGGUCCGAGUCUCCCUCUUUCACACGCCGCACCUCCGUGGGCUGCUGCGGCUCCUCAUCCCUGAGCGCUUCAACGAGACCAUCGGCCUCCAGCACAUUAAGGUGUACCUCUUCGACAACAGCGUCAUCUUGAGCGGUGCAAACCUGAGUGACUCCUACUUCACCAACCGCCAGGACCGCUACGUGUUCCUGCAGGACUGUGCGGAGAUUGCCGACUUCUUCACGGAGCUGGUGGACGCGGUGGGGGAUGUGUCCCUGCAGCUGCAGGGGGACGACACGGUGCAGGUGGUGGAUGGGAUGGUGCAUCCUUACAAAGGGGACCGGGCCGAGUACUGCAAGGCAGCCAAUAAGAGGGUCAUGGAUGUGAUCAACUCAGCCAGGACCCGCCAGCAGAUGCUGCAUGCCCAGACCUUCCACAGCAACUCUCUUUUGACCCAGGAAGAUGCAGCAGCUGCUGGGGAUCGCAGACCAGCCCCUGACACCUGGAUUUAUCCGCUGAUUCAGAUGAAGCCCUUCGAGAUUCACAUCGAUGAGAUUGUCACUGAGACCCUGUUGACUGAGGCAGAGCGCGGGGCAAAGGUCUACCUCACCACUGGCUACUUCAACCUGACCCAGGCCUACAUGGACCUGGUCUUGGGCACUCGGGCUGAGUACCAGAUCCUGCUGGCCUCACCAGAGGUGAAUGGCUUCUUUGGGGCCAAGGGGGUGGCCGGCGCCAUCCCAGCAGCCUAUGUGCACAUCGAGCGACAGUUCUACAGUGAGGUGUGCAGCCUGGGACAGCAGGAGCGGGUCCAGCUUCAGGAGUACUGGCGGAGGGGCUGGACGUUCCACGCCAAAGGUCCUGUAGGACAGGCCUGGGCUGAUCUCAGCUCCUCCUGCUCCCAGAAGCCCUUGGGCAGAGACAGGGCUCCCCAGAGGGCAUCAGACUGGCCUGUGGUCGUUAUUUUCUUUCUGAUGGAGAAAGAUUGCAGUGCAAAUAAUUCUGGCGGGGAAGUUGAUGGGCAGUCUCAGGUCAGUUCACCGGGACCUGGAGGCCCAGAUUGCGAUCGUGACGGAGAACCAGGCCCUGCAGCAGCAGCUUCACCAGGAGCAAGAGCAGCUCUACCUGAGGUCAGGUGUGGUGUCCUCUGCCACCUUCGAGCAGCCGAGUCGCCAGGUGAAGCUGUGGGUGAAGAUGGUGACUCCACUGAUCAAGAACUUCUUCUGAGGACAGACAGGUGCUGUCUCUAGCAUCACCUCUCAGCACGGUUUUCCCGAGAGUUCACAGGUGGGGCAGGUGGUCGUUCUGACUCAACCAGAGCUUCCAGAGGGCUCUUUGAUCCCUUUCUCAGUUAAACACAGAGCAGCAUCUUCAGGGGUAUGGCAGCUGUCCUCAAAGUUAGAAGCUGGAUGCUAAAUUAGGCAGUCUGUUCACUUUCCAUCUGGUACCCACUCCACUAAGUCCCAAGGCGCCUGUGCUGGGGUCGGCAGUGGCAGCCUGUAGUCCCCUUCUGCUCUCCCUUCCUGGGGGGGGUCCUGAAGAAGCCUUGGGGCAAGGGCUCAGGGAUGAGGGGGCAGAAAGGCAGAUUGAGCCCCUCCAAGCCGAGCACACUGGUGCAGGAGAUGUAGACGUGGGAGGAGGGGAGCACGUUUGCUCGUGAGAGUGGCUCUGGCUUGCUGCCCUGGCCGGCUGUAGUGCACAGGGUGGGGCGUCGGUGGAGGCAGACCGUGGGCUGCUGCCUGGACGCCUCGCUGACAUCCCUGUGCUGCGGUCACAGAGCUGCGCCCUUCUAGACUCUGGAAGUUAAGUAACAGGACCCGCUCUGCCCACCCAGUAGGGGCCUGCCGCUUCACCAGAGGCACCAGUGGGGUCCCACAGUCACCUGAGGUACCCCUGGACUGUCUUGACGCCUAGAGGUCCGGGCAGGGGGUGGCUGCCAUUAAAGGUGGGGUCUUUGCUGAGUGACCUUUUGUGUCCUGGAUCCCUCAGGGCCUGGACUGCACUCCGGGUGGGGUCAGGCUCCCGAGGCCCCUGCUCUCUGGUUCUGGAUGUUGUGGGUAGUUCUGUUGCUUUGGAUGGUUGGGCCUUUGGAUGGUGGCUUGUGGGGAAGGGACGGUGAGGAGUCAAAGAUGAGCCAGGACCCAUGUGGCCGGCACAUGCAUUAGUGCCGGCAUCUCGUGUGUGCAGUGUGGGCUCCCUUAGUGCCUGACACCUUAGUGCUCUGCUAAAUCUCAUUUUUUAAAACUGUGUAGUUUAUCUUGCAGCUUUUCCUAGUUAUUUUAAUUACUUUUCAUUUUAUUUGAAUAGUGUGUGCAAAUGUAGAGAGUAAAACAAUACUGCGGCCAUUUCCUGCCCUCCCUUCCCCCAGGCAGCCACUCUUGGCUUGUUUCUUCUGAUGUGCACACGUGUCCGUAUUUCUAAAUAACGUGCAUAUCCUGCUGUCUUCCCCCAAAAUGUGUACUUAACCAAAACAGCACCAGUGUCACUCCUGAAACAAAAAUUACCAAGAAUGUCUUAGUAUCAUCAAAUACCUAAAUGGUGUUCACAAUUCCAGUUGCCUUAAUUUUUUCGAUUAUUUGACUUGAAGUCCAAUUAAGGACUACACCUUGUGAUUGUUUUUUCCCUAGCAAUUUAUUUUUUGAAGAAUGAACUUUAUUUUUAUUGGAUCUACUUAAAACAUUUUUGUGUCACCUAGUAGCAGGGGAUUUUGAAUACACGUCAUGUGUGUUUAUAAAGCCAGCUCUCCAUAUCCCCCAAUGUCUCCAGGAGCCGCUUUUGUGACCUCAGUGCCUGAUCUCUUGAUCUUCAGGUGCUUGACCCUUGCACAGAGAGAAGCUUCCUGGGCUACAGGGCGUGGCUGCCUGUCCUUUCGGGGAGUGAGAUUAGAUUUAGUCCCUGCACUUUGCCUCUCUAGAAGCAGCUUCUCGCCUUUCCCUCCCGAGGGCUGGCAGCAGUCACUGUCACCCUUCAUGGGGUCUGAAAGGUUGCAUGGGCUCACCUGGUCUUAGACAAGGACAGCUGCAGCUUCCGCACCAGGCAGACCUGCAGUUUGAGUGGCAGGGGAUAGGUGGAGUGGCCUGGCCACAGUGCCCUGGACAGCAGCACAUCAGUUAGCACUGUUUGCCUUCCGCCUAGUUAUUACGGUGUCCUGUGGGACAGUUAGACUGGAGGAGCCAGAGGAAUGUGCAGGGGCACUGGGUUUCUGUUUGGAGAGAGGCUCUCGGUAAACAGAGUUCGCAUUCCUCCAGAUUCUGUGGGACCAGAGUAAACAUCAUUGUGCCGCAGCCAGGCGUAAGCAAUCUAUCUGCAGUGCCGUUCCCGCAGCGCACACUGCUCCCUCUGUCUCUGCUGAUGACCUUCGAGGCUGUCCUAGGCAGGUUCUCCCUGAGGAGCUCCCCACACCAAGCCUCCCUAACUCUGCAAAGCAGCCGGAGCAAGAGAGCAGCGGGCGGUGGCCGCCGCAGUCCUCCCGGCUUUCUAGGUGCGCGGGGCUGUCGUGUUCCAGUCCCUGUGUUCCCCGUCACUGGAGUGCAGCUUAAGUGCGAAUCAUUUCUUGGAAAGUUUAGAGAUAAUUUUGUCAACUACCCACAAUAUGUAUGUGUGGAAUAGAUUACUUUCUUAUUUCAGGAUCUAAAGGCAAAAUGGAAAAACUUCACAUUUUGUGGUUAUUACCAGGGAUUGAAGUGAGUUGCCCGGUGACCCCUGGUGGCUUUAUCUCCCCUGGUCACCUGAAGGGCUGCAGUGACCCCUCCUGGCCAGCAGAGGUAUUGGCCCAGCCAGGCUGGGGGAGGCUGAAACUGCUUCCCUUCUCUGCGGCCACAAAGGGCUGGAUUCCUUGGGCGCCAGGAGGGGAGGAUUUUUCUUUUCCCUCCGAUAGCCCUACUGGGCGCUAAGAUUGUUGUGAAUCAUUACCCUCAGAAUUUGGACUUUCUAGAUGCUUCUUAACCCAUGAUUUAGGUGAGUAAACUUGGAAAAAUGUUUUCGCAAAACUUGAUGAUCAAGCUGAACUUAGAAUGAUAUUCCUAGUGGGUGUGUUUGCUUUUUUCCCCCCUUUUGAGACAGGGUCUCACUCUGUCACCCAGGCUGGAGUGAGUGGCAUGAUCAUGCCUCGCUGCGUACUUGACCUCAUGGGCUCAAGCGACCUCCUGCCUCAGCCUCCUGAGUAGCUGGGACCACAGGCACAUACAACAAACAUUCCCAGCUAAUUUUUUGUAUUUUUGAUUGAUAGAGAUGGUUUUGCCACGUUGCCCAGGCUGGUCUUAAACUCCUGGGCUCAAGUAAUAUUGCCGUACUGGGAUUAGAGGAGUGAGCUGCUGCACCGGCCUGCUUUUCUUUGAAGCCUGAGAAAUGUUGAGGGCCAGGGCAAAGUGGUUCACACCUGUAAUCCCGGCAUUUUGGGAGGCCGAGGUCGGUGAAUCACCUGAGGUUAGGAGUUUGAGACCAGCCUGGCCAACAUGGUGAAACCCCAUCUCUACUAAAAAUACAAAAAUUAGCUGGGUGUGGUGGCGGGUGCUUAUAACCCCAGCUACUUGGGAGGUCGAGGCAGGAGAAUUGCUUGAGCCCAGGAGGUGGAGGUUGCAACGUGAGCCAAGAUUGCGUCAUUGCACUCCAGCCUGGGCUACAAGAGUGAAACUCCCUAAAAAAAAAAUGUUGACCCUGUCUUCGUCCCCCUGGGAUCCGUCUUUUCUGACGUUUGCUGCUGUCUCCCCUCAUCCCCCAGGUUGCUAGUUAAUUCUCUCCCCUUGUGCCUGCACCCUGCUGCCCUAGCUAGCCUGGCCACCUCACUGCCGUGUCCUGCAUCAGCACAGCCACAGAGUCCUACAGGUCUGGGGCUUGCUUGUGGGAACGGCUUGUUCUUCUAGACUCUGGGGGCGGGGGUUUGGGUGUGUUUCCUUACUUGUAAAAGGUCCUGUUGUUUUUGGGAGCGGGGAGUAAUGGCGGAUGAGACGCUGUGUGGAGGCGGCAGCUCCGGGUAUGGGGUAACGCCCUGUCCCUUCAUUGGCAGGUGGUUUGCAUGUAGCAUCAGGCCAGAGGGUGUGAGUGCCAAGCCCUCACCCCACAUGCUGCUCAUGUUAAAAGCAAACCCCACUGACCCCCCCCCAGGAAGUCAGGAUUUGGGGUUUGCUUCCUGGAAUGCUUGCCUCUGGCUGCUGGGAACUGGGGCCUUUCCCCAAAGCCUGAGCCAGGCCUCACAGUGGCCAUCAGGCACAGAAUGGAUGGGCACAGCUGAGUGGCUCCACUGGCUUUAAUCUGCCCCGCCUCUUCCACACCAACCUCCACCCUCUGGUUAGUUCCGAUGUGCUUGGUUACAAAGCACCUUGAUUAUUUAAGAGAACAAAAAACCACCACCAGUUCCUGUAAAGAAUAAGUCACAGGUGCACAGGUGAAGGGCUGAGUUGUGGUCCAGCCCCAGGGAGUGUGGGCUGUGAGGCAGGAGCGAGCUAAACCUGUAGGAGCAGCGCCACGGCUGCCAGGAUCCACUUCACUGCCUUCUCUUUGGUCUUCAAGUUAAAGGUCCAGACAUAGGUGGGGCCGCGGAUGCGUGUUUUGUACACAGGACACUCAUAGAUGUUCUUGGUCUCCAUGCGGUCCACAGGAAUGGCCUUGAUGAAGAUGACAGGCAUGGCCGGGGUCAGCUCUUUCAGCCGCGCUUCAGCGAUGACUCCAGUCUGGGUGUCCCAGCGAGCCCCUGCAGGGACAGUAGGGCUGAGGGUCAGGUGUGCUGCCAGUAAGUGAGGGAGGGGCUGGCAGGAAGGGUGGGGUCCUCACACUCCCCGCCCUCUGCAGAGCUGGGCUCUACCCCAAAAGGUUUCAGGCCAGCUGCCACAGCUGGAAGCAGAGGCCUUCGUAGGUGAUGGCCUGCAUGUUAUAACUACCCCGUCUCGCUGGGCACAAGGAACAGCUCAGCUAAAGCCCUCGGGUUCCAUCCGUUUAAAUCUGUGGCAUUUUCAGCGCCUCAUCUGUCAGCCUUAAUGUCAGUGGCAGGAAGUCAUAACUCCAGCUAAAAAUUACAGAGUAAAGUUCCCUGAUUCUUCAUGUGUAAUGUCUGCCCUAUGUGUACAUACACAAUGUAAUUAUACAUCUGUGCAUAUAAAUAUUAUUUGCCUUUAA